This is a messenger RNA of Lethenteron reissneri (Far Eastern brook lamprey), 4788 nucleotides long. Its product is annotated as tyrosine-protein phosphatase non-receptor type 1-like. Gene Ontology annotation, cellular component: cytoplasm; nucleus. Gene Ontology annotation, molecular function: protein kinase binding; non-membrane spanning protein tyrosine phosphatase activity. Gene Ontology annotation, biological process: peptidyl-tyrosine dephosphorylation; negative regulation of ERK1 and ERK2 cascade; negative regulation of receptor signaling pathway via JAK-STAT. Lineage: Eukaryota; Metazoa; Chordata; Hyperoartia; Petromyzontiformes; Petromyzontidae. The record is from RefSeq and is a predicted model, not a curated record.
UGGACGGUUGGGCAAGGGAGGGCGUGGUGGCCUGUGCGAGUCGGUGUGGAGGCGGCGGUCUGAGGCCGCGACUCCGUGAGGCCUCGCCGCGAUUCCCCCCCCCUCCCCCCCCGGGCGGAAUGGAGGAGGCGUUCAGGGCCAUCGAGCGCGGGCAGGGAGGCUGGGAGCGCGCCUUCCAGGACCUGGCCCGGGACAGCUCGAACUUCUCGUGCCGCGUGGCUCACCUACCGCUCAACCGCACGCUGAACCGUUACCGCGACGUCAGCCCAUAUGACGACAGUCGGGUGAAGCUGCAGAGGGGAGAUAACGACUACAUCAAUGCCAGCCUGGUGUGCGUGCCCCAAGCCGGCCGCAAAUACAUACUCACACAGGGACCUCUGCCACACACGUGCGGUCACUUCUGGCAGAUGGUGUGGGAGCAGGGCUCGCGGGCCGUGGUCAUGCUCAACCGGCUCGUGGAAAACAACUCGAUUAAGUGCGAGCGGUACUGGCCGUUGCCUGACCACCCCGAGAUGAUUUUCGACGACACGGGCGUGCGUGUGGUGCUCCGUCGCGAGCGCGAACGCCAGAGCUUCACCAUGCGCCGACUCGAGCUGGAGUUCCUGCCGAGCGGGGAGCGCCGCGAGGUGCUGCAGUUCCACUACACGGCGUGGCCGGACUUCGGCGUCCCGUCGUCGCCCGCUCGCUUCCGCGCCUUCCUGCAGGCGGUGCGCGCAUCGGGGGUCCUGCACAGCGGCCAUGGCCCCACGGUCGUGCACUGCAGCGCCGGCAUCGGCCGCUCCGGCUCCUUCUGCCUCGUCGACGCCUGCCUGGCACUGCUGUCGGAGCGAGGCGAGGUGGACGUGCGAGCCGAGCUGCUGUCGAUGCGACGCGCCCGAAUGGGCCUCAUCCAGACAGCCGACCAGUUGCGCUUCUCAUACCUCGCCUUGCUGGGGGAAGACGCGCACUCCCAGGACGAUGACAAAGACAGCGACGCUGAAGAUGAGGACACCGAGAUGCUCCGCCUCACCCCGCUGCCACCCCCCCCAAACACGCCACCGCUCCCGCCCCCCCGCCGCUCGCUCGAGCCUACGUCGCCCCCCUUCUUCCCGGCAACCCCAGAGGGUAAAGCAAACCCCCCCGCACUCCCCGACAGACCCCUGACGGGCCCGGCGAGUGGAAUGCUGGUGGACGGGUGCGUUAACGGACAGUCGGACGGGCCAGGCGACGCACGGGAAGAGGUAGAGGCGGGCGACGGCUCGCAGGGAGACGCGCAGAUUGGGAGACGGGGAGAGCCGCCGGUGGGCGAGCUUGCCGACGAGCGGGCAAAGCCGCGAACGGACGAUUGCGUGGACGCUCCGAGGGAUUCGCGGACAAACGGACGAGCGGACGGACGGGACGAGCUACCGCCGCCUCCAGCGGACUCGGACUUGGAGGGAGACGCAGAUAACGGACGGGAAGAAGUGCGGGCGGGCGAGGGCGAGGCCGGACGGGAAGACGCAGCAGGGGACGUGCACGCGGACGGAGGUGGCGGCGUGCGUGCAGACGGGCUGGGAGAUGUGGAUGGGAAGCCCAGGCUGCGCGCGGUCGGACAGGCGGAACGCCGCGUCGAGAAUCAACGCGCGGACGGAGUCUUCGCGGACGGGCCGAACGGCAAUCUAGUGCGACAGGUGGACGGGACCCCGCAGGUCCGCGGCAGACGCGCUGCGCCGUACCCGUUGCUAUACCAGCUGGCCGCGGUGAUUUUGCCGGCCCUGCUGUUCGUCGCUUACCGUGCUUUGUUUGGCGAGCGGCGGUGAUGGUGGGUGGGUGAUGAGGUUUGGGCGGGGGGGGGGGGUACAGGGAGGGGUGGGGGGCGGUGACUGUUACAAUGACGACUUGUGUCGCGCGUUGUUUGACGUGGUGCCCGGCGUCUCGCUUCUCACGUUUGGGGAGCUUCUUCGGCGCUCGAUUUCAGUUGCUGAUGGAGCCACACCUGUCACCGUUCCGCUCCGAGGCUGAAAAAGCUUUUUCGUGGCACGCCAAGCGAAACGUCGGCACAUCGCGUCGACUGACAUGAGAUACGGCCCAAAAUCGCCAGAGAGCUGAACUCGGAAACUGGGGACGAUGCCCGAGCAGGCGCGCAUGGCCUUGAUGAUGGUGGGGAUGACGACGACGACAAGGAUGAGCUGUAGUGACCGUUGCGCUGGCUGCAUUACGGGGACAGCGGUGGCUGUAGGGGACAACGAGAAAGAUUACUGCGCUCACAGCGGCGCAAAUUUAAUUGUUGCCAUAAAUCGUUUGAUCGUUUAUAGCAUUAUGCUAAUUCUUACAGAGAAUGUGUUAAUGCGUGCAACGGGUUUCGUCGCUCAUUCAUGCGCCACAUCCUUCCCCUGAAUGGCUCUUGGAUUAAAAAAAUGGACAUCAAGGAGUUAACGAGACUACGGCAGUCGUACCACCGCUCGUCGAAUCACACGGGUGGGUAGGGACAGUUACGUUAAUGACACGGUGAUCGUAAAGCGCGCCUUCGAGAUAGUGGGGAAAAUGCUGAGUGAAGGGGGUUGGGCGGGCAAUACACUAAAUCCGUCCUCUUUACAAAUCCAGAUAUUUCCGUGAAGAACAAACGUUACCCAUUUACAAUAAUUAAUUAUUUCUAUUAUUAUUAUUACGAUGGCUUUUUGUAUAAAAAUUGAAAAAAACAAUGUAAAGAUAUAAACCACUGCAAAAAAAUCACCAAAAUGUCACAAGACAAUUCUGGACCCUGCACACUCCAAAGUGACAAGGCCGUCGCUGCCGAACUGCGCCAGGGCAGCUGGGUGUAAUUGUGAUCGUCAAAUUUCCAAUGUUUUUUUUAUCAUAAUUUUGGGACCCCCGCUCCCACCCUGUUAUACGCAGGGACACGGUGGGUUACGCACAUCGCUAGACAACGACGAUGCACAAUUUUUAGCCUAGGUCACGAAUGCGCUCCUGCAAACGUAGAUAGCUCUACCUCUAAAAAGGUCAACUCGUAAAUAUGCAUAUUGUUUUGAAUACUCUACGGAAAUUGUUUUAACGCAGUGCAGCGUCGCAUAUCCGACCCGAUCAAUUAACCACCCGUGCGGUAGCUGUGCAUGGUUGUAACAAGAUACUAGUUUCCACAGCUAAUAACAAAUCCGACCUUUUCACAAAAGUAUCGUGAUAAUAUCUUUGCAUUUAUAUAACACUUGGCUUAAUAUACCCCAACAACUCACCUUGCAUCGCAACGCAUCUCAACCAUUCGAUGGGCACCCCCCCCCUCAGUGGCAGCUGUCCCUGUGCGUCGACGCAAGGCGACUCCGUUGUUCUGCUUGUGGGUGAGCGCCGAUUCCAAUGUUGUCGUCCCAAUUGAGCAAUUCCUUAGCGUGCAGUCAAGCGUUUCCCCCGCGUUAAAUCGAGCCGCACUUGAAUUCGUCCCGUGACCCGUUUUGCGCGCACGUAGUGCGACUCACCGUGCCACGUGGCCGUCCUUCGCCUCUGCCCCAUAUGCCAGUCCCCAACGAGUGGGAUAUGUGACGCUGUAUUGUUGGUAUAUAUAUUUGCACUGGCUUUUUUGUUUUCUUCCACCCUCCCCACCCGCAUGCAGCAGGGAUAAUGCACUAUGCAGGUUGGAAGGGGUCUCGCGCUUGCCCGCUUAAAACCGGGCCUAACACCCGAGCAAUCCGUCCCGUAACCAAAUCGCGCAACUCGCCGGCACACAACUGCUUUGUCCACGUCUCCGCGAGGAGUUGCGGCUAUCUAAUGGCUCUCGAAAUUGCGUAACCUUAUCGAUCGCCUGCAACUGCUUUUUCCACUUCUCGGCGAGUAGUAGAUGCGCCAACAACAACAAACAUUGAAUGGCGCUUGUACAGGGUGACCCAAAAAAAACGGGCCCCGUGCCUAUUAGAGUUAUUAGAGUUGGGGCCUGUUUUUUUUGGGUCACCCUGUAUUCUGGAUUACUUAUUUAAGUUGAUAACACUGGUCAACACACUUUUUCUGGCAUAAGGUAUUUCAACGGGUUUAAUGUAAUUUUGGGGUGCUGAUUCCAAAUCUGGCAUCAGUUUUUGUCUAUCACAUCAGGUUUUUGAGAUAUCAAAUAAUGCAUUUUCAAUAUAAACUGCAGAAGAAAAAUAUUAAAUAAGUGUGGAUAUCUACAUAAAAUUAUAUUUUAAACACACUAUCCUAAAAAUACAGCACCAUAUUUUAACACUAAAGCAGUCACUGACUCGCAACAACUUGCAAUCAUAAGUGACACAGUUAAUUUCGGGUAAAAUCAAUGAAAAUGGGGUAUGCCGAUAGCAUAAAAAUGAGAUCUGAUAGAGAAAAUCUGAGAUUAGAUUUGGAAUCAGCACCCUGAAAUUAGUCUAAAACAGCUGCAAAAGUCCAGGCCAGAAAUGUUUUUUUUUGUUGACCAGUGUUAUCAAACGCAGUUUGUGAAUGCGUCACGCGAUGGAACGCAUCGCUAUACAUCGGGAAGGCGAAGUCUGUGCUCUCAUCCAAGAAUAAGCAACCGAUUGCAGAGGCACUCCCACAUAGAGCAAUUUAGUUGUGUGCAUCCAACUGCUCGGGGUGUGAAACCGGUGUUAAGGGCCUGUGCUCGUGUUGCUUGCUUCAUAAUCUACGGGGCCCGGGUUGGGUCUCGGUCCGGGUCGCGAGCUAUGUUGGAGGGUUGGGCCUGGGUGGUAAGCUGCGGUGUAGGGGUUGGGUUUUUAAUCGAUGAGUUUUCACGCAUUCCUACCGACGGAUUAUAAGAACAUUCUGGAAAAAGUGAGAUGCACCCCAAACGUGUGCCUCGUGGUCAAUAAAGUUAUACAAAUAUCUGGUCAACAACAGCCA